This is a messenger RNA of Vigna radiata var. radiata (mung bean), 900 nucleotides long. RefSeq lists its product as uncharacterized. Lineage: Eukaryota; Viridiplantae; Streptophyta; Magnoliopsida; Fabales; Fabaceae. The record is from RefSeq and is a predicted model, not a curated record. The coding region runs from base 1 to 900 and encodes 299 amino acids. The transcript has a single exon.
AUGGCCCAUUUUCUCAACCAUCGUGCAUGGAUGUACAAUCGUUGUCAUAGCAGAAGGAGAGGUUUGAAGGAACUUUUUGUCAUCGGAGUUGAAGAGUUUGUGGAGACGGCUCGACGAUGUCAAUAUUAUGCAAUUGAUGGAGGGAUUCGAUGCCCAUGCAUCAAGUGCGAAUGUACAAGGAUUUUGAAAGAUCAAGACGUUAAAGUUCACCUAUACCAAAAAGGGUUCAUGCCUAAUUACAUAGUUUGGACAUUUCAUGGUGAAGAUAUUCCUUCGACCUCCAAUAGAGUUGAAAAUCGGCUUCCAUCAGGUUCGAAUACGGUUGUACAUACAUCUGAGAUAGAUCAAUUUGCCUAUAUGCAAGAAAUAGUCGACAAUGCUCUUCGUCGACAUGACGAACAAGAAGCAAACGAUAGUCAUGAUGAAGAGGCUCCAAAUGAAACCACUCAGAGGUUUUACAAAUUACUGAAAGAGGAAAAUCUACUUGUAUUUGAAGGUUCAUCUGAGUCAAAAUUGUUAGUGUCCAUUAGACUCUUGGCUGGUAAAUCUAAUUGGAACGUUCCCAAUCAAGCAGUGGAUCACNAUACAAAAUUGAUUUUAGAUUUGACACCACCAAGCAAUUCUAUUCCGAAGAAUUGUUAUCAAGCCAAAAGAUGUGUUUCAAUGUUGGGAUUGGAAGCCAAGAAGAUUGAUUGUUGUGUUAAUGGAUGUAUGUUAUUCUAUGACAAUGACAGUGGCAAAAAUGAUGCAUUGUUGGUUGAAUGCAGGUUUUGUGGCUCUCCUCGAUAUCAUACGAUGCAUGCAGGACAAAGGCAAAACAAACCAAUUCCCUUAAAGUCAAUGUUCUACUUGCCUAUUAUUCCAAGAUUACAAAGAAUGUUUACUUCAAUGCAAACAUGA